AAAAUACUAGAAUCUGAUUAUUGAUAAAUUUUUGACGUUUCGUCACUUUUAUUGUGACUUGAUCCUCCCUGCGAUUUGAAUGAUAUUCAAAAGUAUUUCCAGGAUGACUGCGACAUCUGUCAUGGUAAAUCUCAAUCAAGCUAACUUGCAACAUCUAUCAUAUGUGCUCCAUUUACAUAAAUAAAAACAUCAUUUACAUAAACAAUAAUGUGUAGAUUAUAAAUUAAAUGAUUUUUUAAAAUUCGAAUUCACGAAAACCGCUGACGUUAAAUAUACAAAUUUAUUAAUUCAAAUUAAAACGACAUGGCUCCGAAGAAAAAUAAAACAGCUCAGGAUGAUGUUGACAAAGAAUUGUCUGAUGCAAAUAAUUAUUUAAAAGUGACUUGUUCAUAUGAUUUAAUGCCGUAUAUUUUUUCUCAUUUAUCUGGACGGGAACUUAGUAAUUCUUCAAAGGUUUGUAAACUUUGGCGCGAAGCAGCAUUUCGUGAACUUAAGACACGUAAAGUAGUUUUGAAUUUUGGUCCAUAUAAAAAAUAUUUCAAACCCAAUGAUAGUGCGAAUAAUGAUUUUGACGAUACACUUACCAACAAACCAAUGUUCGGUUUAUUAUUUUCUACACCUCGUUGCAAAGUACCGGAAUGUCUGCCACCGCAUGUACCAUCAUCGUGUGUUUGUUUGUCAAUUAAAAAUCAUGGAUUGAUUGUAAAUAAUACCGAGUAUGAAGACGCUAAGAAUUUAGUUGGUUACACAUUUUUACCAGAGGACCCGGAGGUUGACAUUAAUUUAUUCGUACGCAACCACGCGGGAAAAAAAAAUAAAGAUUUAAAAAAAAAUAUUUUUGAGAUACCCAAUGUACGGAGUUUAUUUGAUUUAAUAUGCAACGAUAACCCGACAAUUACAAAUGUCAAAUGUAUAAUUAUUUUCGUUAUUGAUAAUAAUCCGUUUACUUUCAUCGACGUUCCUACUUUCAUCAAAAAUAACAAAAUAGCAAUAUGGGGUGGCGUAGUAAAUAAACUUUCGUGUUCGCUAUCAGGCUCAAAGCUCACAGAUACAAAUUUUAUGGGAGUUGUAAUUUCUGGUGACAACGUUCGAAGUUGGUCGACUAUUUUAACUCAAGAUGAAGAAACAGAGAAAGCUGUGAUAAUUAAAUUAACAGAAUUUAAAAAAGAUGUUAAAUUACUUAAACAUUCAAUUGGAUUUAUGUUCAGUUGCGUAGCUCGCGGUUCCGGUUGGUACGGAGAAGCCAAAAAUGUUGAGUCGACUAUUUUUAAAAAUUUAUUUCCUACCGUACCUUUAAUAGGAAGUUUUGGUAAUGGAGAAUUGGGUUCACAAUCAGUUUUCGAAAACCCUGAAUUAGAAAAACGUUGUGUUGAUAUUCACCAUCAGUAUUCGACGACAGUUAUGAUUUUAACUUACGGAAAAUAAAUAUUUAUUUGAAUUAUUAUCAAUUAUUUAUAUUUUUUAUAGUAUUUAAUAAUUAUAAGAUUAAAUUUAAAAAUAUAAAUAUAAAUAUUAAAAUUAA
Microplitis mediator is the source of this 1522-nucleotide messenger RNA. RefSeq names its product F-box only protein 22-like. The record is from RefSeq and is a predicted model, not a curated record. Lineage: Eukaryota; Metazoa; Arthropoda; Insecta; Hymenoptera; Braconidae. The transcript is spliced from 5 exons. Gene Ontology annotation, molecular function: protein binding. Gene Ontology annotation, biological process: positive regulation of proteasomal ubiquitin-dependent protein catabolic process; protein polyubiquitination. Bases 304 to 1425 code for a protein of 373 amino acids.